Molecule: messenger RNA, 2678 nt
Organism: Coffea eugenioides
Lineage: Eukaryota; Viridiplantae; Streptophyta; Magnoliopsida; Gentianales; Rubiaceae
Exons: 13
Coding region: 307-2517 (736 amino acids)
Source: RefSeq, a predicted model, not a curated record
AAUACUUAAUAGUAGCAGUAGACGAAGGAAGCUCCUCUCGUCUUCCUUGUUUCAUCUUUUUCUUCUUCAUUCCCACAGAAAAGAAGAGCCCAUCAAUGAUCAGUCGCAUUGAAAAAAUAAAUGCGUCUUUCUAGUAGCACUCUCUCUCACAACGGACGUCUACUCUGCUCCAGCCAGCAUCAACUUAGUCCUUUUCCUCAUCUUCACUUCUUUUAACAGCCCACGUUAACUAAUUCAUCCUCAUCGAUCUCUCAUAUUAACAACCCAAAUUUAAAAAAAAAAAGAAAAAAAGAAAAGAAAGAAGAAAUGGCGGACCAGUUCUCAAACUCAGUUGAGCUUGGUCUGAAGCUAUCCAAGAGAAUUUUCUACGGGAAAGAGAGUUCGGCACCGGCGCCUGCGGUAAUGGAGAGAAAGUCAGAGACUAAUUGGCCGCUCUUGCCUACGGGGCCGAUGGUUUAUGCAGUGAUAUCAGAGCCGUCAAUGGUGGAUAAUCCUGACAUACCCAGCUACCAGCCGUACGUUCAUGGCAGGUGCGAGCCCCCGGCGUUGAUUCCGCUGCACAUGCAUGGAGUGGCCAUGGAGGUUGACUGUUAUUUGGAUACUGCUUUUAUAACUGUCACCGGUACUUGGCGGCUGCAUUGUGUUUCUGCUAGUAAAAGCUGCGACUGCCGCAUCGCUGUCCCAAUGGGCGAAAAGGGUUCAAUUCUAGGUGUUCAAGUUGAAUGCCCUCUGAGAUCGUACUCUACACAAUUGACAACAUUGGAGGAAGACAGAGAAGCAGAUAAAGCUAAAGAUGGCUUCUUGUUGAAAGGCCACAUAUAUACUUUGAAGAUUCCUCAGGUUGAUGGAGGAUGUACGCUUUCAGUCAGGAUCAGUUGGUCCCAGAAAUUGUUGUGCCAAAAUAAUCAAUUGUGCCUCAAGAUACCGUUCACUUUUCCGCAGUACGUCACCCCUGUUGGGAAGAAGGUGUCUAAAAUUGAAAAGAUACUGUUGAAUGUGAACUCUGGUAUUGCGGUGGAGAUUUUCUGCAAUAGUUCUAGCCAUCCUUUAAAGCAAGUAAGUCGCCAAGCUGAAAAACUACAAUUUUCAUAUGAGAGGGAAGCUUCUAUGUGGUCAAUAAAUGACUUCAGUUUCAUAUACAGUGUUUCUUCAAAUGACAUAGUUGGUGGUGUGCUCUUGCAGUCACCUCCUCUGCAUGACUUUGACCAGAGAGACAUGUUUUGCUUUUAUCUGUACCCUGGAAAUACUAAUAACAGGAAGGUUUUCAGAAAGGAAGUCAUCUUUGUAGUUGACAUAAGUGCGAGCAUGAGAGGAGACCCUCUGGAUAAAGUCAAAGCUGCAGUGCUAACCGCACUGUCCAAGCUAAACCCAGCAGACAGUUUUAACAUUAUUGCUUUUAAUGGUCUUAGCUUAUUGUUUUCAUCGUCCAUGGAGCUGGCAACCAAGGAGGUGAUUGAAAAUGCUAGUCAAUGGAUUGCUAAUAAUGUUGUAGCAGAUGGCAGUACAAAUAUUUCACUUCCCCUAAGUCAGGCACUAAAGAUGAUGUCGAAAGCUGGCGAUUUGAUUUCUCUUAUAUUUCUCAUUACUGAUGGGAGUGUUGAAGAUGAGCGAGAUAUUUGUGCUAUCGUGAAACAUCAAGCCAUGGAGGGAGGCUUUAAUUCUCCUCGAAUUAACACAUUGGCAAUUGGUUCAUAUUGUAACCACUACUUCUUGCAAGUGCUUGCCGAAAUAGGGAGAGGUUAUUAUGAUGCUGCAUAUGACAUGGAUUCAAUUGACUUUCGGUUGGAAAGACUAUUUGAUCAAGCAUCAUCAGUCAUUCUUGCAGAUUUAACCAUUGAUUGUCUUGAACAGCUUGAUUCACUUGAGUUAUAUCCGUUUCAGCUGCCAGACCUGUUGUCCGAAAGUCCAUUACUUGUGUCAGGCAGAUACACUGGGAAAUUUCCUGACUCUGUAAAAUUUCGUGGUACAUUGGCUGAUUUGGAAAAUUAUGUUAUUGAUGCAAAGGUGCAGAAAGCAAAGGAUUUCCCGAUGGAAAGAAUGUUCGCAAAGGGUCAAAUUGAUGCACUGACAGCUAAUGCGUGGCUAUCAGAAGAUAAACAACUAGAGGAGAAGGUUGAGAGAAUGAGCUUGCAGAUGGGCGUGCCUUCAGAGUACACCAACUUGGUUUUGGUAGAGACCAAGAAGGAGAAGCAGCUAAGUGAAUCAAGUGGCAAGAAAAUAAUAGUCCUGCGUAGAGGGGGGGCUGGCUUUGGUAGCUUGAAGGCCACUGCAGAGAAUCUUCCACCAGAAACAGCAGAACCUAAAUUGCAUGAAACUUCAGAAAUGAUAACGAAAGCUGCUAGAAAUUUGUGCGGCAGAAUGCUAGAUUGCUGUUGUUGCAUGUGUUUCAUUCAGUUCUGUAGCCGGCUUAAUGACCAGUGUGCAGUGGUUUUGACGCAGCUAUGCACUGCGCUUGCUUGUUUCGGGUGCAUGAAUUUUUGUUGUGAGGUCUGUUUUUCUUGUGACUUCUGCGGUUAAGAAGCCCCGCAAGAAUGUAUAGCUACCCUUCUUUCAGUGUACACUUUAAUGAAGGGUUUUGUGUGUAUAUAACUAUAUAUAUAUAUACGCAUAGAUACAUGCCUAGACUGAAGACGUUUCGGUUUCUAUAAUGUUCUAUUCGUUGAUCAUCAUCAUCAUCA